This is a messenger RNA of Clavispora lusitaniae ATCC 42720, 1749 nucleotides long. It is a transcript of the gene HGT16, whose product is annotated as Hgt16p. Gene Ontology annotation, cellular component: membrane. The record is from RefSeq and is a predicted model, not a curated record. Gene Ontology annotation, molecular function: carbohydrate:proton symporter activity. Lineage: Eukaryota; Fungi; Ascomycota; Pichiomycetes; Serinales; Metschnikowiaceae. Gene Ontology annotation, biological process: transmembrane transport; carbohydrate transport.
AUGCACACCAAUGCCUUAUCGUGGGCCUAUUUAAAUUCUGUUCGCCGAUUGAACAUUUUUUUUUUUCCGUCCAUGCUUGAUUUAAGAACCAAAUUGUCCCAUGUUGGGGAUACAAUGUCUCUCCGAUCGGUGAAAGAGGAAGAAGACCUUCAAAGAAUACCGAUUCCAGACGAGGUGUACAACUACAAGAUUGUCCUCUUAGCCAUAACGGCAGCUUCUGCUGCCAUCAUAAUUGGUUACGACGCAGGGUUUAUUGGAGGUACAGUGUCUUUGACUUCUUUUCAGCAGGAGUUUGGCUUAGAUAAAAUGUCUGCUGGGAAAAAGGCAGACAUCGAGGCAAAUGUUGUUUCUGUUUUUCAAGCUGGCGCUUAUUUUGGAUGCUUGUUUUUCUACCCAGUGGGCGAAUAUUUGGGAAGGAAGGUAGGCCUCAUUCUUUCUGGAUUCUUCUUGACUUUUGGUGCUGCCAUCUCUUUGAUUUCCAAUAAAGAUAAUGGCUUAGGAGGGAUUUAUGCUGGCAGAGUAUUGACUGGUUUUGGCAUUGGUGGUUGCUCGGGUUUAGCUCCGAUUUAUGUGUCAGAAAUCUCCCCAUCAGCCAUCAGAGGGAAACUAGUUGGAUGCUGGGAGGUUUCUUGGCAAGUGGGAGGUAUUGUGGGAUACUGGAUCAACUAUGGAGUCUUGAAACACGUGCCUGUGAGCAGAAAACAAUGGCUCAUUCCUUUUGCAAUCCAGCUCGUUCCAUCGGGAAUUUUUUGGAUUCUCUGUUUCUUGCUUCCAGAGUCUCCACGUUUCCUUUUGGCAAGAGGUAAGGUUGAUAAAGCGAGAAAAAAUUUGUCUUACUUGAGAAAUUUGCCUGAGGAUCACCUUUACUCACUCCAUGAGAUGGAAGUGAUCAGUACGUCCAUUGAGGAGAAUUAUGCUGAGACAGGAAGGGGUUUUUUUGCACCCAUGAAGGCCCUUUUCUGUACUAAAAAACUACUUUACAGACUCGUACUCUCCACAUCUUUAUUCAUGAUGCAAAAUGGUUUUGGAAUUAAUGCCAUAACAUACUACUCUCCAACCAUUUUCAAGUCACUUGGUGUACGCGGGUCUAAUGCUGGUUUGCUCUCAACUGGUAUCUUUGGUAUAUUGAAAGGUGUCGCCUCUAUCAUCUGGGUCUUCUUCCUUGUGGACAGAUUUGGUCGUCGUGUAUGCCUUUGCUUCAUUGCGAUACCGUGUACUUUAUGCAUGUGGUAUAUUGGAGCCUAUGUGAAGAUUGCUGACCCAACAUCGCAACUAAAAGAAGGAAACAUCUCGUCUUCUUCGGGAGGAACAGCAGCCAAAGCGAUGAUCUACAUUUGGACUGUAUUUUAUGGUGCAACAUGGAACGGUACGCCUUGGGUUAUUUGUGCUGAAUUUUUCCCUCAGUCUGUUAGAGCAGUUGCCCAGGCUGUCAACGCUUCUUCCAAUUGGUUCUGGGCAUUUAUCAUAGGCCACUUCACUGGCCAGGCAUUGAAUGCGAUAGGAUACGGAUACUACUUUUUGUUCGCAUCUUGCUCUCUUGUAUUUCCAGUCGUUGUGUUUUUCAUUUAUCCGGAAACAAAGAACGUGCCUUUGGAAGCUGUUGAUUAUUUGUUUGAAGUGCCCGCUUGGAGAGCCCACUCUCACGCUUUGCAAAAGUUUGAAACGGUCAUGCUACAAGGGAGAGAAGAAAUUCAUGAAGAUAAGAGUGGGAUAUUUGUGGAGUCCGUUGAACAGAAAAGUUCAAACUAA